UCGGUGCCAAAACUGCGUUAAUAGUCUACUUCUGAGGAAAACGAAGGGGACACCAAUCAGUCCACACGUUCUGCCGUGUACUGGAUUAUUUCCGGUUAAUUAAGAUAUAAUUCUGCCAAUAACUGAGUAACGAGGAGCACUAUCAAAUUCUGAGAACCCCUAACCCUUGUCUAAAAAUACGUCGUAUGAGUUGAGGAUUUAUGGACUGAAAACUGGGGAUGUUGUCCGUUGUAGAACAGUUUAUAUUGAAAAACAACCAGUGACAUUUUAAUUCCUUUCUGCAGCCGGAAUUUCUCAUUUAUUAUCAGUUAAAUGAGUGUCGACGUUAUCAAACUGACGCGGAGUCGUGGGAAUGGCGUGGAGAAAUAGCGCGGCCACUUAUGGACUAUUUUCCAACGAAAGGAUUUUAUGUUUUCUUGAUGUCUGGAUUCUUUAAACAAGGGGUGUAGGGGGUCUGUGUUACCUCGAACAUCAUCUGUAGUACCCAGACAAGAAGCCUCGGUCUCGGUUGAGACGCAGGGAUCUGGAGAGCAGACAAAAAGAGUGAUCGACGAAGGCUGAGGUGUUACCUCUCCGAGGGCUCAUGGAUCUCCCUGUGGUGUCAUUUCUGCUGUGGGGACUGCUACUGGACUUGUUGAGUGGUGCAGUGGGUGGCAUUCUCUACCAUGUGCAUGAGGAACAGCCUCCCAGCACGCUCAUUGGCAGCCUGGCGGCAGACCAGGGCCUACCAGACACUGGACACCUGUACAAACUAGAGGUGGGCGCUCCCUACUUGCGGGUGGAUGGCAAGACUGGGGAUAUCUUUACCACUGAGAUCCCCAUAGACAGAGAGACACUGAAGGAUUGUCGCAAUAAAGGCAAGCCUUGCUUUCUAGAGUUUGAGGUGUCGGUCACAGACCUUAUUCAAAAUCAGAGUCCACGGCUGAUAGAGGGAAGGAUUGAGGUACAGGAUAUCAAUGAUAACACACCACAGUUUCCCUCACCUGUCCUCACCCUCUCAGUUCCAGAGAACACCCACAUGGGGGCACUCUUCUCAAUUCCGCUGGCCACUGACAAAGACACGGAGAGGAAUGGAGUAGCUGACUACACCUUAACAGCAGGACCAGAGGCUGUAGCACCCUUUGGUCUGCAGGUUGCAGAAGACCGUGGUGAAAAAUUGCCUCAGCUGAUUGUAUUGGGAAGCCUUGAUCGAGAGCUGAAAGACUCCUAUGACCUCACCAUCAAAGCUGUAGAUGGUGGCAAUCCACCUCGCUACAGCAGUGCCUUGCUGAGGGUUGUGAUCGCUGAUGCCAACGACAAUGCUCCCAAAUUUGAAAAAUCAUCCUACGAUGCAGAAGUUGCAGAGAACAGCCCAAUCGGACACUCUGUGUUGCAGGUAAAGGCUAAUGAUUCAGACUUGGGUCCUAAUGGUGAGAUUGAAUACACGUUACAUCAGGCAAUUGAUCCUGUGCCCAAACUACUCCGGAUAGACCAUUCCACUGGUAUCAUAUAUGUGAAAGGCCUGUUGGAUCGUGAGGAGAUCAACAAUCUGAAGUUUUAUGUUGUUGCACGAGACAAAGGCCCCUCACCCAAAAGUUCCAAAACAUAUGUUUCUAUUGAUGUGACAGACCAGAAUGACAAUGCACCAGCAGUGGAGAUUCGUGGUAUUGGACUUGUGACCCAUAAUGAUGGGGUAGCAAACAUAUCAGAGGACAUGCCAGUUGGCACUGCAGUGGCACUGGUGCAGGUUUCAGACAAGGAUGAAGGGGAGAAUGCUGUGGUUACCUGUGUAGUUGCGGGUGAUGUUCCUUUUCAGCUUCGGCCAGCCAGCGAGUCCUCAGUGGAUAACAAGAGGAAGUACUUCCUGCAGACCACAACACCUCUAGACUAUGAAAGAAUUAGAGACUACAGGGUGGAGAUUGUGGCAGUGGAUUCAGGCAACCCAGCUCUGUCCAGCACUAACUCACUGAAAGUCCAAGUGACUGACACAAAUGACAAUUCUCCCAUUUUCUCACCAACUCUAUUUGAAGUGGAGUUUGCUGAAGAGAACCAGCCAGGAGAAAAAGUAGUAGAUGUAAUCGCCUCAGAUGCAGACAGUGGCACUAAUGCAGAGCUUGUCUACAGCAUUCUUGCAGACUCUUCAACAAGGGGGCUUUUUGAGAUUGACCCCAGCUCAGGUGAAGUACGUGCUCGGAGCCCUCUAGAUCGUGAGCACAAGGAAAGAUAUGAGUUCCGUGUUACUGCGGCUGAUAAAGGGGUUCCUAGUCACAGGGGAACAGCCACAGUUGAAAUCAAGGUGCUCGAUCGGAACGACAAUGAUCCCAAGUUCAUGCUGAGUGGCUACAGCUUCUCAGUCUUGGAGAACAUGCCACCUCUUAGCCCUGUUGGUAUGGUAACUGUACAGGACAUGGAUGAAGGUGAGAAUGCUCAAGUGCAACUUUCCGUAGAACCAGAUGUGGGGAAAUUUGUGAUCCAGAAUGGCACAGGGACUAUCCUGUCCAGUAUCUCAUUUGACCGAGAGAAGGAAAGCAGUUACACAUUCCGAUUGAAAGCUGUGGAUGGAGGGGACCCACCCAGGUCAUCCUACGUUGGCGUGACAAUUAACGUCCUUGACGAGAAUGAUAAUGCACCUGUUGUCACCAAACCAUCUAACUCAUCCUUUAGACGACUGUCUCCAAUGGCUGCUCCAGAAAGUGUUGUGGAAGUAGUUGAAGGGGAGGACAUUGAUUCAGGGUCCAAUGCUGAGCUGGUAUAUAGCAUUGCUGGGGGAAACCCACAUGAUCUUUUUUACAUUGCUCCAUCUGAUGGAAAGAUCACGCUAACUAAGGAACUCACUCGAAAACAUAGUGGUUUGCAUCGACUGGUGGUAAAAGUGAGUGACAGGGGGAAGCCAUCCCGCCAUGCCAUUGCCUUGGUACACAUUUAUGUAAAUGAGACCAUUGCUAAUGUAAGUCAUGUUGAGGCACUUGUAGGUCACAGUUUGUACACCCCACUGGACAUGGACAUUGCAGGAGACCCUGAUUAUGGUUUGGCUGCCCAAAGAAGCAACAUUGUGUAUGGCAGUUUGGCUGGAGUGGCAGGGGUGGUCACUGUGAUUGUUGUGGUGGUCUUCAUCAGGCAUCGCCUUCAGAGAGAAGCUAAAAGUGGUUACCAAGCUGGAAAGAAGGAGACCAAAGAUCUGUAUGCUCCCAAGCAAGGGCCAAAAAGUGGCAAAGGGAGAAAAGGUAAAAAGGUUAAGCCACCAAAGUCACCCAAACCUCUUGGAGAGGAAGAAGAAGUCAGUCUUCAAAAGAGUCUCAAAUUUAACCUUGAUGGGGUCAAUGACAGCCCCAGGAUCCAUUUACCUCUGACAUAUCCGCCUGGAAGUCCUGACCUAGGCAGGCACUACCGUUCCAAUUCCCCAUUGCCCUCCAUCCAGCUCCAGGCCCAGUCCCCAUCUGCCUCCCAAAAGCACCAGGCUGUCCAGGAGCUCCCUGCUGCCAACACCUUUGUGGGAACAGGAGGUGAUGACAACUCCACAGGCUCAGACCAGUACUCGGAUUACAGCUACAAGACCAAUCAACCAAAAUACAGCACAAAAACGCUCCCGCAUCGCAGAGUGACAUUCUCCACAGCCAAUCCCUUGCAAGAUCAGCAGGACUCCUCCCAGCAGAGUUACUAUGACAGUGGCUUGGAGGAGUCAGAGACCCCGAGCAGCAAGAGCUCUUCAGGGCCACGUAUUGGGCCCCUCGCACUGCCUGAGGACCACUAUGAGCGAACCACCCCCGAUGGCAGCAUUGGCGAGAUGGAACACCCAGAAACCGAUAUUCGCUCAUUGCCUGACGUUGCCAUGACGGGAAACUGCAGUCAGGAGUGUAGCGAGCUGGGUCACUCAGAUGCCUGUUGGAUGCCCGGUCAGCCUUCACCUGUUCGCAAGACACGCAACCCCCCCAAACUGUCCACGUUUGUGCCUUAUCAGGAGAGGGGGAGCCUUGGACGCCUGGCCAAUGGGGGUGUGAGGCUUGGAGGAGAGGAGAACAGGCCACGCCUCCCACCUUCCCGUAGUGCCUACUCCAGUAGUGACCACACCCCCAGUGACCACGCCCCACUGGAGGAGGUGCCUCUGAGUGUGACAGAGUUCCCGCCCACCAGUCCCACCUCCAAACAUGCCUCGAAAAGGGAGAUAUACCUGUGAGAUAACCACACCCACCAUCUUCGAUUGAUGCACAUCAGAGGUUACAGAGACACAGUUUCGUAUAGAGAUGUUUGUAAACAAACAUCAGACUUGCAACAGGAUGAAAUAUCAAUUUUUGGUCAUCAAAAAUGUGUUAAAGAGUAGAUUUAUUUAUUUAAUCAUUCAUUCAUUUAUUCAUCUGUCUAUUUAUUAUCACUUAAUUUUUUUUUUUUACUGUUAUUUCUUCCAAACUGUUGCUUUCUUUUUUUUCCCAUACCAUCAAAAACAAUGGACGAUACUUUGGUGUGAUUAACCGAGUUUAACUACUGAGUGCCAUGGACAGGAGGUACUGCUGUAAAGGGUCUUGAGCCACAUAUAGAGUGUUAAACACUCUUAACUUAAUCCUGUCCUCAGAGGGGAGCAGUCUUUAUACAUGUAAAAUGCUGUAAAUACAUUUGUAUGGUGUGUAUAUAUAUGAAUAAUACUAUCAGGCUUGAUUUGAAAAAUAAUAAAAACGGUAUAUCUAAACCAGCCUGAACACCUAUAGUGUGUGUUGAUACUGCUGCAUAAUGUGUGAAAUAAUUUGUCGGGAAGGUGACUAGAAGAACUGGAUUGGAAGGGACAAAUUUCUUAUAGACUGGUGCUCUGUGACCCUCGCUGCGCCCGGUCUAGGCCACACAGUGUAUAGUUUGUAUGUAUGUAAGUGGGUGUGUCUUAGUUGAGGGGGGUGCUUUUAAAAGUGAUUAACACUCAGAGCUUAACAUAUAUCGAUGUGUGUGUGUGUGUUUGUGCAUCAGGGGACCUACUGUCACAAAGUAACGCCUGUGGCUUCUGGUAUUAACACCCUAUUCAACAGAUGAGAAUGCACGUGCAUACUUCUGUGUCAUGCAGCAAAACUUGUGUUUUUUGGCACUGUGAAUCUUCCCUUCCUCCUGAACUCCCAUGGUGUAGUGCAGUCUGUUUGGCACUUGCAAAGACACUUACAGCUCAAAUAGUACAGCCUCAGUGAGGAGGGGACCGUCUGCCUCCCCUCUGAUUAUCGGUAGGUUUACCAUUUUUACACUACUAAAAAUGGUAGUAACAAUGGUGAUUGAGAGUCUAUAAACACGCAGAGCCUCCAUCAAAUGGAUCCAAUUUGGCACGAUCAUAUUCACAGUCCUGUUUUUGUUGUUUACAUUGUUUUAUUACGACUGAUUUUAAAGGGAAAAAUGUUGUGUCCUAUUUAGAUUUUGUUUUGAUGAACAAAUGUAUUAAUGCCUUAACAACAGUUGUAUAUAACAAUCACAAUGGACAAAUUAGACUGAUAAUCCUGUCUUGUCUUUCGCAUGUCAAUUGUGCAUGUUUAUUUUUUUCCACAAUCAAAUAAUUACAAAUGCUAGAAAACAUACAUUUACACACCACAUUUUGCCUAUUUUCCUCCAUCUUUUUUACAUGAAUGUUCUGUCCUCCAUUGAUUGAGAAUUUCUUUGGGUUUAACUCGUUUUAGUUUUUUCUUUGACACUGUGCUGACUAUCUAACCUGCUCUAAAGCUGUCUCCCUCCUUGUUUGAGAAAAUCUUUGGGGGACUACUUUAAUAAUGACUAUCUAUUGUGCUCAAGGACUCAGAUAUCUGAUGGACAUUUUCAUAACUCACAGUGUAGCGGCUUAAUAUCUUGACUUUUUCUGCAAUUGUUGCAGCACGAUACCUGCCCAGAUCCCAGUGCUUGGGCAAACGUGAGUUUUUGUCUGAAGGGGGGGUUGAUGGGGUGUUCUGUGAUGGGCAUUUCCUUAAUUAGGGUAAUGAGUGUGGUGCAGUUGGCAUACAUGAACACUUCAGCCCCCAAAGGAAGAACGGAUCACAGAUAAGAUCCCGGUCAAUCAGUGAAAAAAUGCCUUCAGUUGUUUAGAGAGGGACACUUUUCACUGCAUUUAACUCAUCAAAACUGCCUUCAGAGCCUUGCGCUAAAUAAUUAAGGCCAAAACAUAUGGAAAUUGCCGGACAUAGCCAUGGUUAAAUAAGGCAAAUGAUUAUCCCGCUCUAAGGAAAGAAAGCACAUUAUGCUGUUUUCAAAGCCAUUUAGUGACUCUGAUAGAAAAUCCAGCGAGAGUCAUGAUCCAGCACAAUUAGCCCAGUUCACAUUUCCCUCCUCUUCACCGCGACUGCGCUCAGCUUUAGCUCUACCUAGGCAAAAGUGUGGGAUCGCUGACCUGACUUCACACAGCUAAAAGAUAGAGAUGACCACAAAACUCUACCACCACUUAAAGGCUUUCAUCUUUUCAAACUCUGAGUGAAGAAGGCUUUGACCUUACCACACUAUGAUGCCAGGCUGAGUCAGAUACUCUGAAUUGCAGGUUUCGCCUUCUCUGACUUCAUCUUGAAUUUGUGAGUCUGGCUCUUUUAUUCAUUGUAAUUCUAAGGCUACAGACUCUUCUGAGUCAUUUGCCCGAAACGCUGGUUUUGUUUUCUGAGCCCCAUAGAGGACAGACUGACUAAUGUCCACUUCUUGUGGUAGUUUUUUAAAACUGGUGUUUAGAAGUGUGCUCUUUCACUGUUAGAUGUCUAGCUGAGGACUUAUGGAUGUGACCAAGACCGUAAUGAAUGAAUAAGUCUUUUAUUGUCCCUAGAUUGAGACUUUUCUUCAUAGAAUAAAAACUGUUGUUUGUGGUAAACAUCUGUCAAAAAAGUGUGUUGUACAUAGCUCUCCACAAUCUCCCCCCAGAGUUGAGUAUGAAUUCCAAAGAUAAUUGGUAGAAACCGUUUACUGUUCUUGCUGAGAUGUUCAUGCCAGUUCAGAAACCUUUCCUUGAGAACAAAAUAGACAUUCGCUGCACAAACACAUCUUCACCGUUCACCCCAAACUAAAGACAGCUGCCUUGAAAGUAUGUCUUUUGCAGGAGAGUUCAAAACUUGUUAUCCUUAAUUGUUGGUUAUAUUUAUAUAGGACUAAAAUGCUUGUGAUGAUCUGUUUUUGUACAGUUUUAUGUACAUGCAAGUGAAGCUUUUUAAAUCUUACAACAUAAGCCGAUGGCAUAUACAAAUCGUAAAGUGUUUAUUGAGAUGUGCACAUCUUGCCUUGGAUGGAUUGAUCUUUUGCUGAGUCGGUGUGAAUGUGGUCGUUGUAUGCCUGCACUGUAGUCAUUCACUGGCUCCUGUCACCGAGGGCUUUAUCAGUUUUUAUGUUUAUCGUGAACAGUGGAUAGUCCGAUCCGACUUGUUUGUUUGAUUCCCAUGUGUUUUGUUUUGUUCUGUUCCGCAUGUUGAAAACAAACUCCUUGUAACAAGUCCUUGCAAAAUUUGUAAUAAAAUUAGUGAAAAAAAAGA
Messenger RNA from Xyrauchen texanus (razorback sucker), 7433 nucleotides. RefSeq names its product protocadherin-1-like. The record is from RefSeq and is a predicted model, not a curated record. Gene Ontology annotation, molecular function: calcium ion binding. The transcript has 5 exons. Gene Ontology annotation, biological process: homophilic cell-cell adhesion. NCBI's taxonomy places the organism in Eukaryota, Metazoa, Chordata, Actinopteri, Cypriniformes, Catostomidae. Gene Ontology annotation, cellular component: plasma membrane. Bases 584 to 4153 code for a protein of 1189 amino acids.